AGAAGCAUCGAUGUGAGAGACACAUUGAUUGGUUGCCCCUUGCACAUGCCCCAACUGGGGCCAGGAUGGAACCUGCAACCCAGGAAUGUGCCCUUGACAGGUAAUUGAACUCAUGACCCUUCGUUUUGUGGGCUGACUCUAACCACGGAGCCACACCAGCCAGGGCGAGGGCCCACAUUUUAAGUCCUUGGGAGUCCCAACGUCCUUUUGGAUCCUGCUGGUUGGUGUCAUGCUCUGUUGGCAACGAUGUCCAAAAUCUGGAUUGAAGACCUUCUGUGAUGGUGGCCUUGGUUCCUCCUGGAUUAUGUCAGGUCAGGAGCAUUUCUCUAUUUGGUACCGCAGCCUCCUGGCUCACCAGCUUGUCCACGAGCAAGCCCACCAAGUGAUGUUUGAGAACUGAAAACCAACCACCUAAAGACCCAUACAGCAAAAACACCAUGACUGGCCCCUUAAUAACUACAGGAACUGCUUUGUCCAACUUAAGUGCUGGGUCCUGACUCAGCUAGCACUGGUCUCAGGACCUCCCAUUGGACAUGGGUUGGGCCACCACCAGUGCUUUUAAACUCAAAUCCCUCAGCAGCUUUGGCUGCUGCCCUGUGAAAGGGAUAGGGGACAGUACAGUCCAGAGAGGAGGGGCUCUGUCUCAGGUCACACAGGAAUUGGGCCUUCAGCCUCCCUCCAUCCAGGACAUGGUGGUCCUUGCAGGCCUGUGGCCUGCCCCUCAUUGUGGUCAGAAAGACUCCACCUCCCACCCUGGUCUGGGCCUGGCUCUGUCCCAGGCCUGAGCAUUGCAGGGCAGGGAGUGAGCAGCACAGUGGGUGGAGGGGCUGCCAAUGAACCAGCACUGCUGUUCCUCCUGGUCCUGCCAUUCGGCACAGUCAGGGUUACAGCUGGGGCCCCUCCCAGUCUCCAGAGCCACUGUCCCUUAGCAACAAUCCUACCGGGCAGAACGCACUGCCAACACAGGACAAAUCAGGCAGGAGCCAGUGGAGUGGCCAUCGAGGACUUCAGGACAUACAAGGCCAGGUGAGUGAGUAGGGGGUACCCAGCUUGUAGCCUGGCCAGCCAAGCAGGAAACCCACUUGACCUCUAUCUCAUCCAGCUGCCCAGAGAGCCUGAACCUAACAUGGAUACGGUGGACGCCACUGUGAAGAGGCUCCGGGAACAGUGCCUGUCCCGAGGGGCCUCUGGCAUCCAGGGCCUUGCCAGGUUUUUCCGCCGCCUGGACCGGGACAGGAGCCGAUCCCUGGAUGCGAGGGAGCUUCAGCAGGGCUUGGCGGAGCUGGGGCUGGCGCUGGACAUGGCUGAGGCAGAGGGUGUGUGCAGGCGAUGGGACCGUGACGGCAGCGGGACGCUGGACCUGGAGGAGUUCCUGAGGGCACUCCGUCCCCCCAUGUCCCAGGCCCGGGAGGCGGUCAUUGCAGCUGCAUUCUCCAAGCUGGACCGCAGUGGAGAUGGUGUGGUGACCAUGGAUGACCUUCGGGGGGUGUAUAGCUGCCACGCUCACCCCAAGGUGCAAAGCGGGGAGUGGACUGAGGAGGAGGUGCUCCGCCGCUUCCUGGACAACUUUGAUUCCUCUGAGAAGGACGGGCAGGUAGGUGACGCCUAUGGGGUCUCCCCAGCUCCUCCUGCCCUAGAUUUCCAUCCCUACUUAGAGCCCGUCUGCCCCCAGGUCACCCUGGCUGAGUUCCAGGACUACUACAGUGGUGUGAGCGCCUCCAUGGACACGGAUGAGGAGUUUGUGGCCAUGAUGACCAGCGCCUGGCGACUGUGAGCAGCAUGCACUCAGCUGGCCCCACUGUAGCAUAGGACUCCACCAGGGCACCCUGUGAGCUUCCAGCUGGGCAGCCCCAGGGGUGGGGGCUAUAGGGGAGCGGGAGGAUUAAGGCUGCAGAACUGGUUGGACCAGGUCUGAGGCCCUUGAUUGGCCAACAGGACAAAGUGGGACAAAGCCUCCCUCCUUCUCCCCCAUGAGGCCACUGCAGAUGCCCACCCACCCCUCACCCCAUUCUGCUCAGUUAAUCCUUGACUCUUAGAAUUCCCACCCUGCCCCUCCCUCAUGGUUCCUGGGAAGCCAGGAGGCCCUGGAUGUGAUAAGGGUGUGGGGAGAGCAGCAAAUGGCUCUUCUGUGAAGCCAGGCUCUGCACUGAGAUCCAGUGACCCUUUUCAGAGUGUGGGGCAGGGGCCCAGGGCAGCAGGCAGGCCAGGCUGCUGGAGGAGCCUUACCUUGGGAGGCAGAAGUCAUUCCUGGCCAGGGCCUCGGGCUUCCUGAGGCCCCUGGGGCUCACAGGAGGCCAGGGCUUUAGUUAAAAGUUUUAAUGUAGUCCCCAAAUACAUUUCAUAUGACAAUCUUACAUAAAUGUUCCAAAACACAUGGGCAUUAUCUGGUUUUACUUGUCACUAGUUGGCUAAGGCUUAAAGCAGAGAAAUGUAGCCAGAUCUGCUGGGGGUCGGAAGAGGGGUGGUGAGGGAAGGGCUGUGGUGUCUUCCCAUGGCUUAGGCUCAAGCUGCAAAGUCAACCCAAGGUGUGGGUGGCACAGCUAUGGAGACCAAGCCUUCUCCCUCCCACUGAGUGGGCUGGGUAAUUUCUUCUAAAAUCCCCUGGGGCCCUGUGAGUAGGGACCUUUUUUGCAAGGGGGGGCAGUGCCCAGCUGGGAUCUUGGACUUCUCUGGGGUGGGCAAAGCACCCGCUCCCAUGUGUGCUGCGAGUGUUGGGACAGCAGACUGUAGUCUGGAACCAGUCCCCUGCCACUCCUCAGAGGCCCUGCGAGGGACCCCCCCAUCUGCCUGUUAUUGAGGGCCCUGGCCCUGCAUGGUCUUGGGGGCGGUGACAUCCAGGGCUGGGCAAGGAAUGGCCAACAGCAGAAAGCAAGUGUGUGCCUGUGUGUCUGAUGAUAGGUGACACACAUGAUGGGGACAAGCAAGAGGGGAGGGGCGCUAUGCACACCCCCUUCUUUGUCAGCUACUGUGGGAAACAGUGGCCUCACUGUCAAGUCCCCACUCUGGAAGGCACCUCAUCCAAUAGGGCCAGGCCUCCACACCAAGACAUCACCCUCUAGGCAACGGGAAUGGAUGAGAGGGGACCUCAGAAACCAGCCCCCUUGUACCCUCCUAGAUCCAGUGACCCUUUCCUAGAUAAGCUCUCUCUAGUUGUGAGGCCUAGCCAUCAACACUCCUUCAUAGCUUGGAGGAGCCCCAGGUGGGGAACAAGUGGGCGCCUUCAAGCACCUCAAGCUCCCAGUAAGGCCCCUACACACAAGCCAUGGCCAUAGGGAGAACGAGGACGUUGGAACUGUGCCUGCUCAACACACAGGAGCAUCUUAAUCUAAGAAACCAAAAA
Molecule: messenger RNA, 3340 nt
Organism: Pipistrellus kuhlii (Kuhl's pipistrelle)
Lineage: Eukaryota; Metazoa; Chordata; Mammalia; Chiroptera; Vespertilionidae
Gene: CAPS
Product: calcyphosine
Exons: 3
Coding region: 1127-1774 (215 amino acids)
Cellular component (GO): vesicle
Molecular function (GO): calcium ion binding
Source: RefSeq, a predicted model, not a curated record